This is a messenger RNA of Zalophus californianus (California sea lion), 2541 nucleotides long. RefSeq names its product Fc receptor like 6 (gene FCRL6). The record is from RefSeq and is a predicted model, not a curated record. Lineage: Eukaryota; Metazoa; Chordata; Mammalia; Carnivora; Otariidae. Gene Ontology annotation, biological process: cell surface receptor signaling pathway. Gene Ontology annotation, molecular function: transmembrane signaling receptor activity. The transcript is spliced from 10 exons. Bases 70 to 1410 code for a protein of 446 amino acids.
CGCACCUGGGCCUGUGGCUUAGAUGCUCUUCCCUCCACCCGGACUUUGCAUCUGCCUUUAUCUGGACCUAUGUCCCUCCUCUGUGCCAGGCCAGGCCCCAUGUUGCUCUGCAGGAUUGUGCUGUUCUUCGUUCCCUGUGUUGGGCAAAGUGGCUGGUUGUACCUCCGAACCUUGCCAGACCCCGUGUUUGAGGGCGACAUCCUGAUUCUGCAGUGCCAAGGAUGGAAGAACAUAGCCCUGUCCCAGGUCCAGUUCUACAAAGACAGGAAAUUACUCCGCAACCCGAAGGCCAAAUGGAUUCUGCACGUGGGGACAGCAACCCUGGAAAGCAGUGGCCAGUACAGCUGCACUGGGAAGGUGACCUUCAUCCUGCACCUGGGCACACAAAGGUCACAGAUGACCACGGUUCAAGUCCAAGAGCUGUUCGCACCUCCAGUGCUGAGUGCUGUCCCUUCUCCCGAGCUCCGUGAGGGGAGCCCGCUGACCCUGAGAUGCCAGACGGAGCUGCACCCCCAGAGGUCGGCCUCGAGGCUCCUCUUCUCCUUCCACAAAGAUGGCCGCACCUUGCAGAACUGGGGCCCCCACUCAGAGCUCUGCCUCCCAGAAGCCCGGGAGGGAGCCUCUGGGCUUUACUGGUGCCAGGCGACCCCUGAGGGUAGCAGGGUCCAGAAACAGAGCCCCCAUCUGGAGGUGAGGGUGCAAGCUCCUGUGUCCCAGCCUCUGCUCACCCUGAGACCCAGGUCCACUGGCCUUGCUGUGGGGAACGUGGUGGAGCUCCUCUGUGAGACCCAGAAUGGCUCCCCUCCAAUCCUGUACUCAUUCUACCUGGACGAGAAGAUCCUGGGGAACCACUCUGUUCCCCAUGGAGGAGCUGCCUCCUUCCCCUUCACUGUGAUGUCAGAGCAGGAUGCUGGUAGCUACUCCUGCCAGGCGGAGAACAAUGUCUCCAAAGAGACAAGUGAGCCCAGGACACUGUCCCUGGAUGGUCCUCGGGGCUUGCCUACCCUCACCAGCAGCCCCUGGCUCGUUCCUUGUCUAUCUGUGAGCCUGCUUGGUGUGCUGGUCAUCGCCACUGCACUUGUGGCUUACUUCAGACCCUGGAGGAAAACUGGGCCCAUUCCAACCCAGAAUCUGCCCCCAGCCCCAGGUGGAGAGCAGCACCCACUGUAUGGCAAUGUCACUUGGCCGAAUGAGAAUGAGGAAGAUGAUAUUUACUCUUCAAUGAUUAUAGUCCCAAAGAAGAGUGAAGCCGGGCCUGCUGAGUCAGCCUCGGGGACCUGGGACACUUCUGUCAUCUACACCGAGGUGAAACACUCGAAGCUUGGUGAGGUUCCAGCCAGGGGACCGAAUACAAGAAGCAGGACCCACAGAGUUGCCCUUGGUAACUUCGAGGAGGUCCUCUACUACUGAUGGCAUCCCCCCAACACCACCCACCUGAGGCCUCCAGUGCUCCCCAGGAGGCCAGCAGAGACCCCAGUCCCUUCUGCAGGUCCCCAAUCCCUGAGCCCAGCAGUGAGGGAGCCCGGCGUCCCGGCCAGGGUUCCGAGGAGACUCGAGGAACACCUAAAUGAUCUCUGGGCUGCCCUCUGAGUGGAAGAACAGGAACAUGUGGGCAGGGGCAUCCCCGUUCACACAUGAGUUCCAAGCAGUGGACCAGACACGGAAGCCACAGAUGUUUUCUUGCACAUGAGUGGAAGGGUUGGAGUGCCUUCUCUUCAACAUUUGUAAGGACUUCCUAAGGUGGCCUCAGUCCCUGUGCAUGGGCUUGGCCUCUCCCUGAAGGAGAGAGCUAGCCCCCGGGCAGCUCUGGUAGAGCAUUUCCAGCUUCCAAGCUGCCGCUGAGGCCCCUGAGUGACCACAGGGCUAAGGACCUCUCAGUGGCUCGGGGAGACCAAGAGUUGGGGGGAAAGGCCUGGCCCAGAUAAUAGCACAGAAUUCUCAACCCCAGAGCCAGAGCCCCCGUCCCAGGCACUGAGAGCCCAGCCUUCUCUGCAACACAUUUCUGCUCAGACCCCUUCCGGCGACCAGGUUACCAAAGUUGCUGGAACUGAGGCUUGCCCAAAACCCCCAUUUGUAGAGUAUAUCAGAACACUCACUUACCCCUCAUGUGUUUACCAAGAUACACACUUGUAGAAUCUAUUUGUUCAUAGAAGUGUAUCAGUUUGUUUCAUACUAUUCACCAAAGCCGAUCACUCAUAGUGCCCGAUGGUUGGUUUGGUCCUUGAUACUGAGGGUUUAGUCCUGGUAACUAGGAGGAUUAGUUCUCCCUGCUCCUCCUCCCAGCCCUGACCCUGCAGGCCCCUGCUCCCGAAUCACAGAGUGAGGUCCCAGUCACGCUGCUGGAUGUCACCGACCCCACCCACCUGUCCUGGGAAGAGGCCCACGUCCUCCUGCCCACCCAGAGCUCCCACCCAGGUGCCCCUGAGCUGCCCACAGCCAGCAUUCAUCCUUGAGCUUAAUAGAAAUGCAUCCACUCAGACUCAGACCCAGACCUGCUGAAUCCUGAUCUGCAUUUAAGUAAGAUCUGUAAGCUGUUGGUAU